Molecule: messenger RNA, 1320 nt
Organism: Symbiodinium pilosum
Lineage: Eukaryota; Dinophyceae; Suessiales; Symbiodiniaceae
Source: the annotation of a GenBank genome assembly
AUGGAGCGACUGCUACAUGGGUGCGCUCAGAAAGCAGCCAGGGAUGGCGAGGAGAUCGACGGCAUCACAGUCAGCUUCCUCGAAGUCUACAUGGACCAGGUUCGCGAUCUCGGCUUUUCAGCAGAUGUCGGCCAGGAUGGUGAUGAGCCUACACCUCGCCGCUCCUCGAGCGGCGGCCUUGCUAGAGAUGAUGCAGGAGAGCCCACCGCGGUGCGUCGGAGGCCGAAGCUGAAGCGCUUCGCUACUCAAGGCACCUUCGCUGAUGCAGAUCACGGGAGCCAGAGCCUUGCACUGCGAGAAGGACCCGAUGGCUCCAUCCAUGUGCAGGGACUUGCGCAGCUGAAGGUUCGGGAUCUGUCUGACGUUUCCCGCAUUGUGCGAGCUGGACUGGCGCGGCGGGCCACUGCCCUGACGGAUGCAAACGUCCGUUCUUCGCGCUCACACACUGUCUUCAACGUGCAGCUGCCUACGCUGACACCGGAAGGCGUGCCAACACAGCUGAGCUUCGUGGACCUCGCAGGCUCCGAGCGCCUCGCCAAGUCCAAAGCGGAAGGCCAGCAGUUUCAGGAAGCGAUGGCCAUCAAUACUUCCCUCACUGCUCUGGGGAAGGUGGUGCUGGCUCUGGCAUCCGACCCAAAAGCUGUGAGGCACGUUCCAUACCGGGACUCCAAGCUCACUCGGAUAUUGUCGACAUCCCUCCGCACGCAGGUGUCCGUGCUGGCCACGAUCCACCCCCGUGUGGAGGACUAUGAGGAGUCCCUCAACACGCUGUCCUUCGCCGAUCGCUGCAAGAACGUAGCAAGGCAACCGCAGGUGAAGUACGUGACGGCAUCCGGCACGCAGAAGGCAAAGAUUGCGGAUCUACAGCGCCAGGUUGCUGAUCUCAAGGAGCAGCUGGCCAAGAUCCAUGCAGGCAGAAAGCCCGAGAAGGUAGACGAUGUCGACGACGCCAUUGCGCAGGUAUUGAAUGGUAUUGAAGUUUCACUUCCGUCCAGCAGAGACAACUCACACUGCUCGUGGCUAACCUUUGAAGAUAGCUCUGUUAUGAACUUGAAUCGCACGCUCUUCGGGAUUCUGGGAAUUCCGACCAAGAAAUUCAGCUUGUUCGGCUCUUCCACCAAGACUCUUAUCAGACUUCAGCAGAUGACUGCUCAUACUGUAGGCUUUGGCAAUGGCUUCAGCUCCCAGCAUGGCGGCCGACACCUCAGCAAGCUUGUGCAAGAGUUGAUUCAUCCGGUUCUCUGGCGCUGCAGGUGGCAUGCGGACCGAGUCCAUGGCAACAGAUGCCGCAUGGCUGUUCUCAACGCAAUGGCCUUGUAA